Cottoperca gobio is the source of this 8344-nucleotide messenger RNA. Its product is annotated as KIAA1549-like a. The transcript has 24 exons. NCBI's taxonomy places the organism in Eukaryota, Metazoa, Chordata, Actinopteri, Perciformes, Bovichtidae. The record is from RefSeq and is a predicted model, not a curated record. The coding region runs from base 180 to 4865 and encodes 1561 amino acids.
CAGUGAGACGCACAAAGGAAACAUUAAGAUCUUUUUGUUUCCUUAUCGAUCCUCACAGCCUCCAGCAGGCUCAUGGAGAGCGGAGCCCUGCUUGUCCGCACCGGGGGAAGGUUAAUCGGAUGCCUUUCACCACAGCAGCGCCGUUAGAUGUUUUCCAUUCAGGAUUAAUUGGUUGACCAAUGGCUCCAAAACAUGCGCUCCUCUCCAGCAGCGGCAGCAGUGGCUCCGCGGUUGGAGGGGUAAAUAAUAAAGGAGACCCCCGCUCUCCGGCGGCAUGGAUCCUGCAUGCGGGGAUGGUGGCCGUCUGUUCGCCGAGCAACGGGAAAAGGACCCGGGCGCUGGAUGGGAUGCUGGCCCGGUGGUUUGUGACCAUCGGCGCGGUGCUGAUGCUGAUGCUGCAGAGCUCCUUGGCUGCUGACGCUGACGGGGGUCACCAUGAGUCAAUGAGACGGGCUGUCUUGCCUCUUGACCCCGCAGGGCCCUCCAACCUCUCAGCCAUCCUCCGGACUGGAGACAGAGCUGGGGCAACAGACAAAGAUGCGAUUGAUGGGACUGACACCGGAGCCAGAGCCGGGCCCAGAGCUUGGCCUGAGGGUAAAGUGUUUGCUACGGCCAGAGCAGCACUUUGGACUGAAACAGAAGCAGAUGGCAAAGUUUUAGCAGGGACUGGGAUUAUGACGGGAACUGGCACCUUGGCUGAAGUUGGGGCUGAAUGGAGUCCGGUGGAUGUGGAGGGGGGUGUCCUGCCAAGGAUGCCCAGGGACCCUGCUGCCUGGAUGGGGCCUGAGAUGCGUGGAGAGGGCCAAGGAGAGCAGACAGCGAUCUCAUCAGUCCCCACCAUACUUUCAGGGACAGCGAAGCUGCAGGCACCAGUGCAGGGAAAACCUUUAGGACUGUUGUCUAAAGCUGCUUGGUCCAGAAGCUCCUCUUCAUCAUCAUCCAAGGUCUCUUCUUCUUCCUCCUCCUUAUCUACAACAAAAGCCUCCUCUUUGCCUUCCUCCUCCUCUCCAGCCAGUAAACGAGAGAGUCAGACAGCAAGAUCAGACACGGUCUCUCUGAUUGUUGUCAACAGCAACUCCUCCAACAGCAACUCCUCCAACAGCAAUAGCAGCUCCAGUUCGGAGGAGUCCGUGAGCAGCCGGCCAGCCUGGGAUCUCCCUACUGUCCCCGAGUCGCUCCUGUCCACAGUGGGCGACCACGACGUCACACUUCCUGCCAACGUCACCAGCCCUUUCUCCACCCAUCAAUGGAACACCACCAUUCCUGCGCACACCAGAAACACCUCACGGCUCACGACCACAUCAACCACCAGCAUAAACACAUCUCUGUCACCGUCCACCACCACCACCACAACUUUGCCGUUAUCCACCACAUCAACAGCACAAACACCCUUGGGAUCCACUGCAGUUUCUCACACCACAAGCCAGGACACUGUGAUCAAUAACAGCCUUCAGCUGACUACAGUAACCACGACAAUGCCCUCUACGACCACUCUUACUGUGACCGCGGCAGAGAUAAAUACAGAGGCGAUGACCACUGGAAGCGCUGCAACCGAAUCACCAAAUACAACUGCUGCUACAACCACGCAGGAAACAACAAGCCUCAAAUUGACCACAGCAGCUACGACUGAGCCUACAACCACACCUGCAACCACACCUGCCACUACCAUCACCACCACUACUACUACUACGGUCCCCCCAACCACCACCACCACCACCACCACCACUACUACCAUUCCUCCAACCACUACCACCACUACUACCAUUCCUCCAACCACUACCACAACUACACCUGCAACUACUACUGCCACCACCACUUCUACCACUACCACUACAACCACAACAAAGGUACCUGCCACCACUCUGUUCAUCCCGAUCGAAACCACGGCGCCUCCGAAUACGACCACUGAACCUCCGUCCAGUACCAGCGCAGAGGAAAGUCCUUUACCAUGCAACGUGACGGAGAAGUACUGGGUCAGAACAGUUCUGUCCAUUGAGCUGCGUAGGAACCGCCUGGAUCUGAUCCUGAAACAGAACCUUUCUAAAGGACUGAGCCACGCCCUGCAGAGAGCCUUGAAUGACUCCACAGCCUACGCACAGGUGGAACACGAUGACUGCAGCCCCCACAACGUGACGUUGAGUUACUACGUGACCAGCAGCAAAACUGUCUACAUUUCCUCCUUGGUGGUUGAGGCGCUGCAUGUUUACGGUUUUGACAAGCUGCUGUCGGACAUCAGGCAGCACACCCCAUUGGUUAAGGCAGUUCUGGUUCCUGUAGCAACCUGGAUGCCCGCUCCAAGCAUUCACCUGCAGCUGAAAACAGUGUUGAGGUUCGUCGGCCCGACAGAUAACAUCUACUCCUGCAGUUUUGUCCAGAUGUUGGAGCAGAGGCUGGAAAACGCUUAUGACGAGGCUCAGGACAAAGUGCUGGAGACCUACAACAGGCUCACUGUGGAGAUCCAGAGUGUGUCCCAGGAGCCGGGCUCUCCAUCAGUCUCUCUUGUGUACGUGGUGAAGAACCAGGAUGCCAUUCUUAAUGGAACGAUCUCCAGCGGCCUCCUCAAUCAGCUGACCGCAGAGCUGGUGGGAUACUUUCUGUUCUACCCACCCAUGGUCAUCGCUGAGCCCCUUGAAUACCAUAAUCUCAACACGUCCAUGGCAACCAAGAGUUAUUGGGUUAUAACAGUGCUCCAGGAUGUAGACAGCUCCUCCCUGGAGGCCAACUACCAGAGCUUUGCUAGUCUGAUGGAGCAGCGGCUGGCCGAGCUAUUCCUGGUGGCUGGCAGGCAGGGCCCUCGGACGGCACGAUCUCGGCGGGCCACCACCGUAGGGAGCUACACCGUACAGAUGGUGGGCAUGCGUCGACUGCCUGGUCCCAAGAACCCAGCAGAGAUGACCUACUACGCCCAGCUGAACGGAGCACCCAUGACCGGAUCCACCGCUGCCAAGACCCUCAGCAGUCUGGACUCCCAGACCAUGGCUCUGACACUGGGAUACUUUGUACAAGUGCAGGCUGAACCUGUGGUAAAGACGCCGCCAAGCAACCUGUGGAUCAUGGCCGUUCUGACGCCUCUGUUCCUGUUGAUGGUGGUGAUCGUCAUGGUGUCCUUCAUUAUGUGUAAGAGGAACAGGGUCAUUUUCAAAACUGGCGCCUUCAGAAACUUCAAAACCCGCUCCAAGACCUCAUAUCGAAGGGAGGGCAGUUACCACCACCAGCCUGUCCAGGGCUUUGACUACGCCAAAAAGCACAUGGGUCGAACGGGUGAUGAAACUGUUUCCGUUACCAAGGAGACGCUGGUGCUGGGGCUGCCUGUACGAGAUGCCCCACUGUCACUGUCAUUGGAUAAGAAGGUCCACCUGGAUGGGACCGGCAGCAAGAGGCCUUCAUCUGCUGACAUACACAAAGGAAGGCGGUUGCCAAGCGAGGAGGACGGCUCGGUGUCAAGCAACGGCUCCGGGAAGCUGAACACCAGCAAGACCUCCUCGGCCCGAAGGACGGCGACCAGCAGCAGCGGCAGGAACGGCAAGGAGGAGCUUCACAAGAGGAGCACCAACGACCCGUACGAAGACCAUUCAGGCUCUCUGCGUCUCAUCACCAUUAAACCCAUGACUGCUCAGCCCACCUACUCCUACCCCUCCUCCUCAUCCCACAGCCAGGACUCUGUGGUCCUCAAUGGGGAGGCAAACCAUGGAGGGCUGAAGCAGAAGUCGGACAUCGAGCACUACAGGAACAAGCUGCGGCAGAAGGCCCGGAGGAAGGGCUACGGAGAGUUCUCCCUGUCCGAGAACGGCACCCAUGGUUACAGUCACAGAGACAAUAGGCACAGUCGGCAUGACAACGGGGUCAAGGAGCCACUAACCGCUGAAGAGAAGAGGGCGUCCUUCGCAGGAUGUCAUCAGAGGUACUCUCACCCACGGGAGCCAACAUAUUGGAGCCGGCAGUCUCUGAGCAGCCCAAGCCCAGUAGAGACAGAGAUGGACCUGCUGGUGCUGAGAGAACGAUCCAGGAGGGGCAUCCGAAACAAUGGCUACGAUGGCGAACCAGAACCGUUUGAGGAGACCAACGUGGACCGUCUGAUGAGCUCUCUGGGUUACGGAGGUGGAUCUACUGGCACCGGCAGCUUGGGGGUGAAAGCUCACCGUGGCUCCGACUCCUCCACACUCAGCUCCCAGCCAUCCAUUGAUGAAGUCCGCACGCAGAUGCAUAUGUUGCUAGGCAACGCCUUCAGUCUGGCACCUCCGGACCACGACCCCCCUUCACCUCCAACCAACAGCCACCACCAUCACCACCACCACGCCCACAGAGCCUACAACCCGUCCCACACCAGCCACUACAAUGACGGAGUAACCAGCGCCCCGGGGACCAUGAACCAUCCCUGUGGAGGCCGGCAGAGGAGUGGCUACGAGGACAUGCAUCAGUGUAGCCUGCCCAAACCGGGUUUCCGGUUCACCCAGCUUCCUGAUAUGGGCAUCGGUUCUCCCCCACCACUGAUCCCCUCAAGACCAGGAGCCCCACCUGGGACCUCAUUACGACGUUCCACCCCUGAUGUUAGUCUGAAGCCCCGUGUGUCAGAGGCCUCCGACCUGCAGGCCCAGCAGCACAACGGAGCCCCGUACCUGCCGCUGUCCAGGACCCCCUUCCCCGCUGUCACUGUCGACCAGUCCAUCACUGCCUACUCAGGAAACCCAAUAACAGCAGUCUACGCUAUAUCUGCCAACCAUCCGGGUUACUCAGACUACUUUGUCAUGUCACCGCCAUCAUCGUACCGUAGCCCGUCCUGGAUGUCCUACCCACCCGAGCAAGAAGACCUGCCGCGGCAGUGGAACGACACACCAAACUCACGUCAUCUUGAAACAAUCUGCUGAAGUCGUCUGCCUGUGACACUGAGUGGAAACAGCCGAUAGCUUGGUGUCUCUGUGGACGGGCUGAGGACAUCCCUCUCACUGAAAACUCUCUGGAGCUUUAUCCCCCCUCCUUCACUUGGACCAGGCCUUCUUCCUGUCUCAUUUAUUCAUAACCAGUGGACUCCCCUCCACCUCCACCUUAUCCGCAGCUCCCCCUCUCUCCACUGGGCUGGCCUUCAUCUAUCUUCUCUCAGCCCGCUCCAUCUGCAGCUCACAGCGUUUCUCAUCCUCCAGAACUCCUCUGCUCCUUUAUAAGCCCCUUCAUCUGUUCAAAGCUCUGCUUCAGACUCCUUACCAAUGUAAAUGUCCAGCCAUAAUUCUCACUGUCCCUCACUGGCCCCUCUGGGCCCCUAGUCACUAUCUCUAUGUAGACUGCCUCCUGUGUGGUGACCACCAUCGUACAGCAGGAGGCCCUUCACACUGCUGAACUGAACUGAGCUGAGCUGAGCUGCGUGAAGCUGUACUGUGCUUCCCUGCGUGAUAACACAUGUGCAGUGUGGAUGAACAGGGUGAGUGCAGAACAGUGUGACAUGCAGGGUGACCAUUCAACAAUCAUCGUACAGUAACUGCCAUCUGCCCAGCACACGAUGGCCCCCAGCGCUGCGUUAUCAGUGCUGGAGUGCCCCAGCCUUGGCCCGAAGUCUUCUCCUCUGAUGAACUGGACUGGACCGGACCGUCCUGGACUUGCCUCUAAUUUCCACCAUAAAGCCAGGAAAGCUGGACUGACUUUAAACUGUGCUUUUUUUGAUGAAUCCCAAAUUCCUACUGUAUGUAAACAUUCUACAGCUGGUUAAUAUGUGUAUUUUAAACUUAAGUGAGAAAAAAAAAAUCUAUGGGAAAUAAAUCUCUUGUCUUGAGCUGUCUCAAUUUCAGUUUUUGGAUGUGUGUACUUCUGUCUUUUACUUUUGUGCAUUGAUUGUUAUCAAUGGAUUACUGUACAAAAAAGACGUAGUGAGUGUUUCUCUUUCACUCACCUUAUUUCAAGGCAAAAAAUAUAUUACAUUCUUCUAAACAGAGAAAUCGGCGGCUUAGUUGUCUGUGGUUAUGAUGGCAUUUCUGUACUUUUAAAAAUAAUUACUUAAUUUACUUUUUUUCUUCAUCAGAUUCAAUAAUGAAAACAGGAAUUAGUCACUAUGUUCUGUCGAUCAUCUUAUGAAGUUUUUGUCUGCUGAUCAUUAGGCAGACCUGGGUCAACUAUUGUAAUUGAAAUCCUUCUCACAUGCAGUUCUGUUUUGUAGCUUCGCUGCAGAGUUUGUUAAGCUCCUCACAAAAGUUAAAGAUAAAAACAUUUACUAUAUGAUAACUAGAGUUUGAGUUGAUUUCAAUUCUGGUUUGAUUCAGGACUGUUUAUGUGCAAUUAUGUGAACACCAGUAUUCUUAGAAAGAUGUCUACUGUAUUUUACUGUAUAAGGAAAUUUGACUUUUGGUUAUUUUGGUCUUGAUGAAGAGGGAUGGAUAUUUGGUCACUGGUGUAGUACUGUUCAAGAGACUUGCCGGGCUCAGAUGAGCCGUAUAUGUAACGAUUAAAUGUAUUACUGUAUAUAGCAGAUGAUUUAAUGAAGAGAUUUAUGCAAGUACUGUGGGAGGGAUGCUUGACAUUUUUCUGAUGACAUUUUUUUUUUCUUCCUUUUAUUUCCACUGCGUUUAUGAUGAAAGACUGUUUUUGAAUCUCCUUGACUUUCUGAAGGAUGCACACAUUUCAGUGUCAUCUGGAUCAUCUUUUUUCAUAGUAUUGCUAUCAUAGAAAAUAUCACAGAUAACAUAUUACUAAAGGAACAGAUGGAGUGUUUAGUGGCAUGCAGCAGAAAGGCAGAUCUUAUCCUGCAGUUACAGUAUGCUUUAUGUUGAACAAAGCUAAUAUAGCCAUACUAGUUGAAAAAAUGUAAUUUUUUAGUACAAAGUAUGUCACAGUCUAAAUUAUAUUUAUCCUCAUUUUUUCUGAGGAGAACUGGAAUUCUGUGAGCACACUGUAUGUAAAGCUCCUCAUCAUUUAGAUGGUACUAAAGGAGAUUAUAGCCAUAUGUUUUUCACCAAGUGGACAUAAAACAGCUAAGAUAUACAGUGUUGUGUUAAAAGGGGCAAAUGCCAAAUGAGAGUAUAUUAGAUAGGAAAUAAUAAAGCAGGGAAUAGAGAGAUAGUAUAGAUAUAAAUGUAAAUGUGGUUAUGAUGUUAAGUUUAACAUGAAAUGAGUACUUUUAUAAAGAGCCUGAACUGUGGCAGAAAAUAGCAAAAAUCAAUGCAAAAAUGCUUUUGUAUAGCAUGGAAUAUUCAGAUACUAUAAAUCUACAAACCAUUUUGGAAUUACUUUCAACUAAGCCUGAAACUAAAUGCUUAAUCAAAGUAGAACAGUUUUGAAAGUCCUUUGUGACCAUACACAGGAUAUGUGCACAGCAUUAUGCUAGAGAACGGGAGAAGGAGAGCAUAUAACACAAUAAGACAAAAAUUACACAUGAAGUUGAUAUUUUUCAAAAGUUCUUAAAUGUGACUGCUUUAGACCAAAAAAAGUAAACAUGCUAGUUUUGACCAUUGAGACACAAUUUACAGAAAAUUAUUUUGACACUUAAAUUGAUGUAGGAAAUGUGGAAAAAUACAUUUCUCAAACUGUUUUUGGGGGUCAAAUAUUUCUUAGGGGGUGGUGUUGCAUUGUGGGACAAAUUUGUACUCUUGACCUCAGUAUUUAUACAAUCUUGCCUAAAGCCCUGCUUCUAGAUAUAUGACUCAAGUUUAAAUUCUAAUGGGAAUAUAAUUUACAACAUAUCUCCAUACAUUUAAUAUGAAGCCUGUAUGUAGAAAGUAGCACAGAUAAGAGUUCAUCUUUUCCAGUUCAGACAUUGUUUAAAAUCCCUCCCCUUUCUAAAUCUGGGCCUGCACACAAUAAAUAUUAGAUGUGGAUACUUAGGGAAAAGAAAGCAAAGGUAUGAGAUGACGGUACUGGAGCGGUAUGAGCACACAUGGUGCUAUUGGUGUUUUGAAUCAUCAUUUUCAUCACUAGAGAUCUGCAGCAACUAUCAUAUUUUAAAUCAUACUCAGUGUAUAAACCCAUGUAUGGUUGAAAAGAAAACACUUCCACUCAUGUUUAUCAGUUUAUUUGACUCCAUGUUGAAGAGAGGGGUGGGUGGGUUUUGGAUUUUUAAGCAGUAAUUUUAAGAAGGAGACUUGAUGCUAUGCUAUAAGUUGAUGUGCAAUGUUUGUGCUUUACACGGGUAGCGGCGAGAUGCUUUUAUUGACGAUGGACUCUGGAAUGCACUGACAGUUAGUAGUUUUUUUCUGCCGUUUGAGCCAUGUCAUGAUGCUGUGACAUCAGGGCGGCGCUGAUGAUGUCACAUGAUCGUCACACAGAUGUUAAUGAGGUCACAGUGACGACAACAAUGAAUGCUGUUGGAUGUAGUUAUGCAGAAAACUUUUUGGUGAAUUUAAACAAUAAAGACAAAUUAAAAUUC